ACUUCCAAAAGCGGCAAACCCCUUUCUUCCUCUCUCAGGAAAAGUGCUAUUCAUUUCUUCCAACACAUGCAAGCGCGUGGUAACAGACCUUAUGGGGUUAUUUAUAGCCACACCUACAUGUGCCUUCACUCUCCUUGACUUUAAUACGGAUUUACUCUCGUCAUGAAGAACUUCGGUGACUCUAUUCCUAUUUAUUAUCGUCCAAACAGAGGUGGACUUUCAUUUUUAGAAUCAUAAUGUAGAGUUUUAAAGGGAAUUUCGUGUUGGAAAGAAAGUUGUCUUUUAAGGAGCUUCGUAUCGUUUAAAGUGCAUGUUUGUGGGCACUGGAGCCCGCAGUGUGACGUCACCGAUAUGAUUCCCGCCCAGAGUAUGAGAUCAGCUAAAAGUUAAACGAGAGAGCUAGUGUUCGCUGCUGCUGAUUCAUAAUUUGGUCAUAAUAUAUAAAAUGGACUCAAAAUCAGCGGGAAACUGCGCGGGAGCAGUCGUAAUCUUCACCGGCAUCAUGUUCUUCGGAAUAGCAAGAUUGACCGUCGCAACAAAGUGCUACAAGUGUGAUUUCUGGCCAAUCAACGGAACGGAUGAGUCGUGUUUAUACCCAAAUGAUUUUUCAUCAGUAUGGAUGGACGGUAUCGAGAUUGUCGAGUGUGAACACGCUUGUUUCGUAUCAAACAAUUCACUCGGCGGACCUGAGUCGAUACACAUCUCGCGUGGCUGCUACGAAGACGAAUACUGUCCCGAUAUCUGCCUGGUCGAUCCCCUCGAUGGGUGGGAGUCGUGUACGCACUGCUGCGACGACGACCUCUGCAACGAUCUCCUGCCCGAGGAGAACUUCGAGGACAGCACGUGGUGCUACGACUGCGGUAGCCACGACAUCGAUUGUGUGAACCCGUCGAUGGAGACGACUGUGAGGACGACGUGCGACACGGCCUGCGAGAUGAAUGUAUACAUCUCCGAACAAACGUCUGUAAUGCGAGGUUGCGCCCUGAGUGAAGACGAUUGCAACGAUUGUGAUGAUAAAGAGGAUUGCACGUUCUGCUGCGAGGGUUCGUUCUGUAAUGACGCACCUCCUGACGUCAUCGCACGGAAAUCCAACUUGACGCAAGACUGCUUCUCGUGUUAUUACAGCCCUGACGCAUUCGAAGUGCAGGACAGCAGAGCGUGUGGCACGGAGUUCGAUCCCAAUGGUGUGGGCGUCGAACUGGUGCAAUGUUCGGGGGUUUGCAAGAAAGUGGUAUCUGGCCAGUCGAUAGAACGAUCCUGUGUUCAUAACUUGGAGGACUGUCACGCAGGGUGUCGAAUAUUCGGCUCAUGCACGUACUGCUGCGAAGGAAACAAUUGUAAUACUGGACAUCACAGUAUACAUAUCAACAUUUUAUUACCAUUUUUGACAGCACUUCUUGUUUGCUUCAUGAUACAACGCCAUCGACAGUUAUUAUAACACAGAGUGAAUGGCCAAUUGGCGCAUUUUGUAUUCCUUAUGUACUUUGAUAAUCGGCGUUUCGACGGACCUUAAUGAUAAAAAUAUUGUCACGCUUACCGACUGGAGAUGCGCAACUUAUUAGACGGGGAUGUUUGAAAUCAGGGCUUAUAUUUUCUUUUGAGAUGCGAUGUACGUUUCUGUAUUUUUGUGCCGUAAAGGGGAUGUUUUAGAAGUGUAGACAGUUAUUACUCAGCAU
Molecule: messenger RNA, 1676 nt
Organism: Lytechinus variegatus (green sea urchin)
Lineage: Eukaryota; Metazoa; Echinodermata; Echinoidea; Temnopleuroida; Toxopneustidae
Exons: 5
Coding region: 446-1438 (330 amino acids)
Source: RefSeq, a predicted model, not a curated record